ACUCUGUGACGUGGGAGGAGAGGAGAGAGGACGUGGGAGAGGGGAGAGGGGGACGUGGGAGAUGGCGGCGACGACGGCGACGCUCCGGUGGGUGCUGCAGAUGCACCGAGACGUGCCACGGGCGGCGCGAUUCUAUGUGGAGGGGCUCGACUUCAGCGUCAACGUCUGCACGCUCCGCUGGGCCGAACUCCAGUCGGGACCGCUCAAGCAAGCUCGCGCUUAUGCACACCAACAACAGAGAGUCUAUUCUUCGAUGGUGUCCUUCACUGUACCAGACAUAAACAGUACAGUCUCAAAAUUAAUGGCACUGGGAGCUGAGUUGGAUGGGCCAAUCAAAUAUGAGAUUCGUGGAAAAGUUGCAGCCUUACGAUGCAUCGACGGGCAUGGGCACUAGGUCUUUACGAGCCAGCUUGAAGAACUCCUGCUACAAUUAUCUUUUAAUCACUCGGAGAUUACUGGUGCAUGUGUUCAUUUCUUCCAGACAAAAGAUCUUUUGACACAAGUUAACUGACUGGACCUGAUGUGUCUGAAGUGUGAGAGAUCAUUUUAUUAGCAAAAUCAUAUGAGAAACAUUGUACGUAGUUUAUAGCAACGGAGCAUUUAUCAUUCUCUGCCUCGUAUUGCUGGUUCUGAUGCACAUUUUUCUCAAACUGGAUGCACCUAAGCAAGUCGGGACGGCAGGUAAGGUUCAAGCAAGCCAAGUUCAUUCAAAGUAGCAUCUUCAGUGGUUCUGCUUGAUCAUGGGCAUUGGCUAUGCCAUUACAAUGUGCCAGUGUAUCUAGUUCGAUUUUAAAUUCUAACGUAGGAGAGCUCUGCCACUGUUCAUUCAUGGCAAUAUAUCACCAUCGGGUAUCAUGUAAUCGAGAAUCUGAUUUAAGCACUGAUUUUUACAACGGAAACCUCACCUGACCCUUUUUUCCC
Phragmites australis (common reed) is the source of this 921-nucleotide messenger RNA. RefSeq lists its product as uncharacterized. Lineage: Eukaryota; Viridiplantae; Streptophyta; Magnoliopsida; Poales; Poaceae. The record is from RefSeq and is a predicted model, not a curated record. The coding region runs from base 62 to 394 and encodes 110 amino acids. The transcript has 3 exons.